Messenger RNA from Ceraceosorus bombacis, 3124 nucleotides. Lineage: Eukaryota; Fungi; Basidiomycota; Exobasidiomycetes; Ceraceosorales; Ceraceosoraceae. The record is from the annotation of a GenBank genome assembly.
AUGGAUAGAGUGGUGACAAGUGAGCCAGGUGGACUUUCCACCACUUCCCCCAUAGCUCCCCAUAUGGUAUGCUUUCCGACAAGCGAAUCACCCACUCAUGCCUGCGAUACAGAAGACGCGCUCUCACUUUCGCCAACUCGAUCCUCACCUCACAGCGCUGGGAAGCGAUCCCGCCAAAGAUGCGCGCCACUCCAAGCCGAAUCAAGAGCGCCCUCCUCGCGGCACCGUCAAGCACCUAGCUCGAGUCGACUCCAAAAGCGCUUCUCGCCUCAACAACGGUCCGCAAAGGGGUGUGGGCAAGCUUUGUCUCCGUCGCUCGCCGCCAGAAUCAUCAGCUCCGUGUCGUGACGGAGGUGCAGGAAUCGUAGCCCCCUUUCUUGCCCUUGGCGUUGCUGGACCUGGACCUGGAACAUUACGACAGCGCCGGCAUCAGCAUGCUCUGCCCCCACGAGCUGCCUGGUCCGCUUCUCGAGCGACAGGGAUUGAGACGGGCAUAGCGACUGGUGCUGACCACGCUCAUCGCCAUGCGCUCUGGUCAAGCGCACUCCGAGAUUCCUUGGCCUCGGAGGCCAAGCUGGCUGCACAGUCCCGUUCGAAGGACAGGCAACGUCUGCAGUCCUUGCGCACAACUACGGAGCGUACGCGAGUCGGUCGCAGUGCCAUAAAGGAGGUUUCGGAGCUGGACGUGCGUCGGAAGGCGAUGGUGCAAGCCGAACUUGUCACUGGCAGGCGAGAAGAGCGAAGAGUGGCACUUCAAGAGAGACGACAGUGGCUGCGCGAGCCAGCAGCUCAAAGUUCAUACUUGCGAAGGGAUGAUGAGUCUCAAAUGCAUGGCGGACACCAGGCUGAAAAGGAUGCGCAGGCGAGUUGGAUUGUGCCGGACACGCGGCCGCUCUGGCCACAUGGAGAAGGCACUUCCAAAUGCCCAUCCACUACUACGCCACGAAGAAAGCGAGCUCGGCUGAAGGGAGGGGCUCACAUGCAGGCUGGAUCGCCUCAAGGAGAUGUGCUGGCCGAUGACUCCGAGAGCGUCAUCGAGAACUCUUUUUACGAUACGGGCGCAGCCUUCGGAGAUGAGGUUCCGCAGUUUGCUCUUUGCGGUCAACGACCGGGACAUGUUGACAUGGACGAUGCGCUGAGUCACUCGUGCGCCAAAGGGCAAAGUGGUUCGUCAUUUCGGACAGGUAAUCAUGAAGUAGGAAUCGACGCCCUCAGCCCUAGUCUACCCACUCUGCGGAACAGCUCCCAGGCAGGCAGACAGAUAGGUGAUGCUCAGCCAAAUUCGCAGAGGAUGCUCACCAGUGCUCCGCCCACCACAAAUGCUGGAGACAUACGCCGAAAGGAGACUGCGUGUGGCAUAGCACGAGGCGAGGUUGAGCAGAGCUGCCAUACGCCACCAUUGGGCGCUCCUCAUCAUGUUCCCAGACCGGUUUGUGGCAAGGUGCAGAGCCAGAGUCAAAGCCAAGAAGAGGUUUCGAUGAGCGCAAAUGAGCCUGCAUCCGGCGACUUUGCUCUGCAAGGUACUGAAACUUCCACUGGUGCGCAAGUCAUCAAGACGAAGAUUCUUCACGCUUUAGAUGCCCAAUCGCAACAUGUCGAGGGUGAAUCGUUGAGGAAUUCCUCCUUCGUCGAGCGCGGAGAAGACGUAGAGCGACAGCAAGCAUUGAAGGACCGGCAAAUGUCAAAUUCACAGACCUUCUCGCUCCCAGUCCUAGAUGAAUUGAGUGCAAGCUGUCCGCCGCGCCUGCAGUCUCGCUGUAGAAAGCCGCCACGUCAACAGACAGCAGUCAAGGAGGCAGAAGCACCACCUACAACUAGGCUUUCCUCGGUCGUUGAGGAGGACCGUAUCGAAGCAGAUGCUCGGAGUACUCCAGCAAGGCCAGCUUUGACGCUGACAGCGACAUCGCGUGAUUCGAACUUGGGACAUGCCGCUGCUCCAGUCGCACCGCCGCCUGCUUCGCAUCCGGAUGUUGAAAGUUCCCAAACGUUGAGCGAGCGCUCGUUCUGGGCUGCGCCUCUCGUGGCUCGAUAUGAGCAAGCGCAAAGCGAGAACCUCUGUGACGCACCAUCGACGGGCGACCAAAGUCUCGAGUCGCGCACAAGCGCCGCGUCCAGGUCGGUCUUUGAUGCGACCAGGACUGGCACGACGCAGUUGCCCGCUGGCGCUCUCUUUCCGUUCUACAAUUUCUGCGAAUCGCAGAUGCUUGAAAGCCCAUGCGGGCGCUUGCCCCCAUCCAAGCCGACCGGUACGGGUCUGUAUGGUCUUCACAGCCCUGACGAGAUGGGAGAGGACGGCGCACUCCUACAAAGUUCGACUUAUUCCCACUCCCGGCUGGAAAACGGUUGUGGCGUCAGAAGCGGAGAUUCUCGUGAAGGAGUGUUUGCACACCAUCCUGACUCAAUACCUGAUGCGCCACUUGUCCAACAGGAUCGCUCGCGCGUUGAUGGCAGCUUCGUCUACGAGCUCGCGGGUCGAAGCGGGGAUCAGCGCGUGCCAGAAACGCUACGGUCAAUGAUCUUUGCCCGAAUGCCACCCACGUACGCGACGGUGGGUGGUGAGACUGGUGGAUUCUCACGCCGCGACAGAGAAGAGGGCGGUGCUACCCAUUGUGGGCUCGAUGCUGUGGCUCGAGCUCUGCGUGCUACCAAUACUGCGCCUCGACGACGCAUUUAUCCGGUCAGGUGGAGAGGCGCAGAGAUUCGAGGUGAGUUCUGCACGCUUCACCCCCGCCGGUCAGAGCCCAAGCUGAACAUUUCAUACUCUGCUGCAGCGUUCUUUCAAGAGCAGCGUAGCUUCAUCUUGGCGCGAGGUCCGCCGAGUAGACGUCAAGUGUCAGGAUGGGCAGAGCGCUUUCUGAUGGCAGCUGAGAGUGCACCAAACGUCAAUGCUCGAGGCAAUUCGUCUCCAAGAGCGCGAGCAUGCGAUAUCUCCGACUUGGGCCUAUCGCGCUACAGUCGAGCUGGGACCUCUGCUAGAGGUCGCAACUUGCGCAGUUCCUUGCAACAACAGCAGCAACACGACUCCUUGUUCGACUCGUUUGCUAGCGUUCCUUGGAAUGAUUCUGGAGUGUGGGACGAUAGCUCCUUGGAACUUGACGGCUAUGCUGCGCCAGCUGCUGCUUAG